GCUACGCGUUAUUGGCUCUCGGUGGAAGGGGGGGAGACUCUACCUGUACCUGUGAGGAGGAGUGCCAUUCGUCAUCGUCGGAUUCCGAAUCGGGAUCAACUUUUCCUUCUUCCAGGAGCGCGGAGAGGUAGAAGUCUGCCAGGAGCGCCGGGAAGUGAAUGAGCGACUGCAGCAGGACUCCGAGCAUGGAGCCUAUAAUGUCGUGGAGCGAGGACACAGUCACGGAGUGGCUCCUAGGUUUGGAUGUCCCUCUUAAUCAGUACCCAGUCUCAGAGUGGCAUUUGUCGGGAAUGAAACUUCUCCAGUUGAGUUCUCUGGACCUGGAGAGGUUGGGAGUCAAAAAGAUCGGGCACCAGGAGCUCGUACUGGAGGCUGUAGAGAAGCUCUGCUCUUUGACCUAUGGCAUCGGAGGAGAGAGCAUAAAAGGUCUGACGGAGAAGCUGCGUGCAGUUGCCCACACACUGCAGAUGGGCAUCCAGAGCCGCUGGCGCAACAACAACUACGAAGGACAGAGCACCAAAAAGCUGACCUCUGGCAUCCUGCACAUUGUUGUGGAGCUCAUCACAUCUGCCAAAGGCCUCUUCUCUUUACUUAACAGAAAUCAGUUUUUCCAGCUCAGUGGAUUCAGCUCGACCAAGAGCAUAUUCGGUUACUGCAGAGCGCUAGGAGACAUUGCGCACAAGGACACUGUAGUCUAUGAAAAGGAAAAGGACAUCAUCUCUGUGUGCCGUCAGUUGGUGGCAGUCUGUGAUGAGAUCUUGAACUCCAGUCCUGAAGCACUUCUUACCCAUACAGCUCGGCUGGAGAGCGUCGAUUUGGUGCCGGUGUCACCUGAUGAUCAGCUGGGGAUCGAGAUAACAUCCACCAGCUCCAGUAACCACUACGUGACUGGAACCGCCGCUGAGCCUUCCAGUGAUGCUUACUUGAGGAUCUUAGCCGGAGAUGAGGUGGUUAAAGUCAAUGACCAGAUUGUGGUGGGCUGGAGCAGAGCUAACCUUGUAAAGAAGCUGCGAGAGAAUCCCUGCGGAGUGACCCUGGUCUUGAAGAAGAUCCCCGGAUCAGUGCGGCACAAAGACUCCACACAGAAGGAGGAAGAAGAGAGAGACCAAAGGUCAGAGGGGGAAGAAGAGAAAGACGAUAAGGAGGACAAUCCAAGACACUCCAUAUUUGAGAGGGUGGCGGCUUCUGUCAGGUCCUUGUCUUUUAGGCGAGCUGUGCAUGGGCCGGAGGUAAAUCAGCCUCCUAUGGGCCCGGAGGAAUCUGAAUUCAAUUGUGACAAGGAGCAAGAGGGCAGUCUGACUGUGAUUUCAUACCCAACCCAGCAGGACAGGCUGUCCCCUCUGUCAGCCUCCGGGGACUUUGGCAGCACCGAAGGUUUGAGGCUCUCCCCGAACCUCAGGAGGGACCGGUCGCCCUCACCCAGAACUCCUUCCCCUCACAGAUUGAACCAGGAAAGGGGUAGCGUCAGUUCCUGCCCUGAGAUGGUUGGGCAUACGGCUAAUAAGGACACUAAAAAGUUCUGUACAAAAGGAAUGUCUACUGCUCUGAGCCGGCGCCGCGUUUCCUGCCGUGAGUUGGCUCAUCCCGAUUGUGAUGGCUGGCUCUGGAAGAAAAGAAAGGAGAGCAGUGUCUUCAUCGCCCAGAAGUGGCAACGCUUCUGGUUUGUCCUCAAGGGGCCUUGUCUUUACUGGUACAUAACCCAACAGGACGAGAAAGCAGAAGGUCUCGUCAAUAUCGCCAGCUAUAACAUAGAGAGCGCUGGAGAGCACAAAAGAAAAUAUGUUUUCCAGAUGUGCCACCGCAAAUUUCAGAACUUUUUCUUCGCCGCUGAUAAUGUCAGCGAGAUGAGCAAGUGGAUCAACUGUUUGAUCUCAGCCAUACAGAAGCACCAGAAGUUCCAGAAAGGUCCAGAUAGUGAAGAAGAAUGCUACAGUGAAACUGAAUCUGAGGGUGAAUCAUCUCCUUCUCCGCGCAGGAAGAACAAGAAGGUGCAAUCCAACACUCUGCCUCGACCCAAGAAGACGAACAAGACGUCAUUAUCGAGUUGUUCAACAGAGGGCAGCAAAGGAACAAGCGGCCCGGAAGAUGAGAUGAGCACGAUGAUAAACAACUUAAAGGAAGGAGGAGUGUCUCUGAUCGGACAUGAGCAGCCAUUUACGCACGACCACUUCAGGAAAUCCUUCAUUAGGCGCAACAAGAACCCUGUCAUCAACGAGAAGGCACACACGCUGCGGGCCCUGCAAAGUACUCUGAAGGCCAGAGAGGCGGAGCUGCAGCAGAUCAACAAACUACUGGAGGACUCUGAUCUGACACCUUCAAGGUACCGUCAGUGGAAGGAGAACAACGAGGAGCUAGUUCAAGAAAUCGACAGACUUGCCGCUCUCAAAGCCUCAAAAACUGAAGGGGACGUUGCGCCGGUGCAGGACACGCCUGCUGAGGAGGUUGCCUUGGAAACUGUUGCCAAGGAAACAGCUGGCGCAUACAGACUCAGCCUAAGUGAUGGAGAGCAGCUAGUUGAUGCGGAGCCAUGUGAUGUUCAUCUGGAAAUCCCACCGGGCUCUCCAAGUGCAGAGAUGAGCCCGGUGUUGGAUCUCUCUCUGGGAUCGCUGGAAGAGUCCAUAAAAAAACAGCUGAAUGAAAUGGCACAAAGCGACGAAGCUGGCGAGUCAUUCUUCUACAUUUAAGGCCCUACUGGGACAAUAUCACCAGUUCAGACUUUCUAUGUUCAUUUAAGUCACGGAAAUAGUAUAUAUUUCUCAUGCAGCUCUGUCACCAUUUGUUCUGCUGACACUCACCUGAAUGGAUUAAAUGUUAUUACCAUAAAAUAAAUGCUCCAAUCAAUUACAUCAGAAAAACACAUCCGUACAGUUUUUUGUCUAUUGUAGGUACAAAAAUCUCCUAAGUGUAAAUCUGGUUUCAGCAUGUAUUUAUGGAAUUCUGGGGUUCUCUUGUUUUAUAUGAAUAAAAAAUAUUAAGUAGGACCCUGGGAAUUCAGAGAUAUUUUUUAAUUGUAAUUCAUGUUUUUUUAUGUCAUAUGUAAAUAUAUUGCAUAAAUAUAGUUGUAUUUUUUUUGCUGACAUUACCUUAGUAAAGGUACGUGUGAAUAACGCUGCACAGAACGUUCACUUUAGAAAUCCUGCUAUUAUUGCUCCUGUUGGUCAAGGCUGCAGGUAUUUUUUGUGGUUUGUUUUAUAGCUAAUUUAGCUCUGAGAACAUUAACUUCACCACAUAUGUGCUCUUGUCUAUGAGAACUGUAUACCAGGGCUGUUUGGUAGUCGUCCUUAUGGCCUGUAUCUCAUCACAACCUGAAAUAUCUGUUUUUCAUGGAUCAGGUUUCUGUAACCUUCAGUGGCUUGAUAAAAGCUCAGUGUUGAUUUCCCAAAUUUGUUUGGAAUAAAAAUUAAGAUCAGUGUGACUAAGACAAUAACUGAAAAUAACAGAUAAAAUCCUGUGUACCUGGUUGUCCAGUCUGUCCUUUGUGGAUUAAUCUAUCUUUUCUCAGGUCCAUUACGUAGUCAGUAUUUUCUGUAAUGUGUUCAAAGUUCGCACCGUGAGAACGUUUUUUUUUCUUUGUCUGCCGGAAAAACAAAAGAUGUAUUAUAUGUGUAUAUUUUUCACAUCCUCUUAUUAUCAGUGCAAGAUCCCACCUACCGCCUACGUUUACUGUCAAUUGUUUUCUC
Cololabis saira (Pacific saury) is the source of this 3680-nucleotide messenger RNA. It is a transcript of the gene cnksr1, whose product is annotated as connector enhancer of kinase suppressor of Ras 1. The coding region runs from base 159 to 2684 and encodes 841 amino acids. Gene Ontology annotation, molecular function: protein binding. Lineage: Eukaryota; Metazoa; Chordata; Actinopteri; Beloniformes; Belonidae. The transcript is spliced from 21 exons. The record is from RefSeq and is a predicted model, not a curated record.